Molecule: messenger RNA, 3130 nt
Organism: Trichoplusia ni (cabbage looper)
Lineage: Eukaryota; Metazoa; Arthropoda; Insecta; Lepidoptera; Noctuidae
Gene: Efa6
Product: PH and SEC7 domain-containing protein 1
Exons: 21
Coding region: 191-3130 (979 amino acids)
Biological process (GO): regulation of ARF protein signal transduction
Molecular function (GO): protein binding; guanyl-nucleotide exchange factor activity; phospholipid binding
Source: RefSeq, a predicted model, not a curated record
UAAGUAUCUGUACUGUACCUGUCUUCGCUUUGGUUGGGUGCGCUUCCUUUUUAUCGUGUGUUGUAAUAAUGAAUAUUUUCGUUUUAUUUUAGAGUAUUAACCGUUUUAAAUAUUCCCUCAUGUAGUUUUGGUAAAGUGUUUCUAGUGAAAUCCUUCGGUGGAUACUGAUCAAUGCUGCUGUACACUGAAUAUGGCUGACGAAAGACUAGUGGUUCUGAAUCGUAGUGACAAUUUGGGAUUCGGAUUCUCUUUGCUUGGCGAAGCCGGUUUGCCACAUAUUAUAUACGAGAUUGAAGAAAAUUCCCCUGCGGCUCGAAGUGGCGAGGUCGAGGCGGGAGACGUUUUGCUCAAGGUUAAUGGGACUGAUGUAAACCGGUUCACUACCCGAGAAGUUUUAAAAUGCUUGCGGCUGUCGUCGGAUCCCGUCACUAUAAGACUGAGAAAGGACCCACAGAUCAAAGCGAGCGUGCGGCGAUACCUGGCCGCGGCGGCCGAGCGGCGCUCUAGCGGCGCACGCAUCAACCACGACAAAUCGGGAUCUCCGCCGUCGAGCAACUCGAACAGUAACUCAUCGAGCAACUCGUCGAGCAACGGGUCGGGCGUGCAGUCGGGAGACAGCUGCGAGGCGCUGGUCGGCUUGGAGGACAAGCGGCGAGGGCGCGUCACGCCCAAGUUCGAAGCUUACAUGAUGACCGGCGACCUGAUGCUCAACCUGUCGCGAGUCGAACACCCACAUCACAACCAUCACGCACCCACGCACCGGACACACUACCACAGGUACAACUCUACCCCGGCGUCGCCCAGUGACAACCGUGUGUGCGGGCGCGUGGAGCUGGCGCAGAGGCACAACUCCUCGCCCGACACUGGUCUCGUCGGGGACCAUGCUAGUAAAAUGUUCAUAUCUCAGCCAGCAUCGCCGGCGAGCGGUGGGUGUGGCGCGGGCUCGAAUUCUGCUGACGUAUGUGCGCGUGCGCAUCACGCUGUCAGAACCUCGCGGUCCGAGGAUCAUCUACAGCUUGUCCCACGGUGUCGAGUAUCGCGACGUAAGUUCCAGAAGGAGUCGUCGCUGAGCGCCGUGGCCGUGGAGAUGGAGGAGGACGUGACGUCAUCGCUCAACACGCUGCUGGACGCGCGGCCGGACUCCGCCACGCCCGGCCCGCGCUCCGACUCCGACCCCGAGCGGGACAGGAUCGUGUGGACGUACAACGCGCCCGUGUCGUGUGCGUCGGAGCGCACGCACUGCAACGGGUCGGGCGCCACCUCCAACUCCACCUCUAUAUCCGACGGCAUAUCGCAACGGUCGUCGUCGCCCGCGUCCCCCACGUCGGCGUCGUCCUCCGUGAUGUCGUCCCGCGCCACGCCGCCGCACCGCCAGCUGCCGCAACAGCAUUUACAUCAUCGACCGCUUAAUGGUGAUAUGAGUUUAUCAGAAGCAGUGUCAAAUAUAUCGAGUCCAGAUUAUCAGGACCAAGACGACAUGUUCGAGACGGGACGGGAGUGUCCCAGAAUGGAACUGUCCGAUCCCUCCGACUCAGACUCCACUAUCCUGGUGUCUGAACCUUGUCACAAACGAGCCAAAUCCAACUCUACAUACUCGAACGAACACGGGAGCGACGUCACGCUCAACGGCGACCACAACAACGAUUAUAGAAUAGUGAUACAAGUCAAAGGACCCGACAAACAGAACGCGAACGCUACGGAAAAUGUAAAUAAUAACAACAAUAGUAAUUACACGCAGAACGGCAAAGAAAACGGACACAACUCACCGGAGAACCAAGGCUAUCAGGAGCUGGGCAGCGGGUCAGACGGCGGCUCGGACGAGGGCUCUGACGGCGACUCGCUGCACUCUUUCCACUACAGCCCGAAAGCCGUUGACAUACCUUCAGCGGAACGACUUGCCAAACGAUUAUACCACCUCGAUGGAUUCAAGAAGUCUGAUGUGUCUCGACAUUUAAGUAAAAACAACGAGUUCUCCCGCGCGGUGGCGGAGGAGUACGUGCGUCACUUCUCGUUCGGCGGCGCGACGCUGGACGCGGCGCUGCGCGGGUUCCUGGCGCGGUUCGCGCUCAGCGGGGAGACGCAGGAGCGCGAGCGCGUGCUCGUGCACUUCUCGCGGCGCUACCUCGAGUGCAACCCCGGCUCCUUCAACUCGCAAGACGCGGUCCACACGCUGACGUGCGCCAUCAUGCUGCUGAACACGGACCUGCACGGCUGCGGCGGCGGCGGCACGUUCCGGCGCAUGUCCUGCGCGGAGUUCAUCGAGAACCUCGCCGACCUCAACGACGGCGACAACUUCCCGCGCGACACGCUCAAGCAGCUCUACCACGCCAUCCGCACCAUGCCGCUGCAGUGGGCGCUCGACACGGAGGCUACGAGCGGCGCGGCGGCGGCGGGCGGCGAGUCGCGCGGCGCGGUGGGCAGCAACCCGUUCCUGGACGUGCCCGACCAGAGCCGCGCCGUCGAGUACAAGAAGGGCUACGUCAUGCGCAAGUGCUGCGUCGACGCCAACGGCAAGAAGACUCCCUUCGGUCGGCGAGGCUGGAAGAUGUUCUACUGCACGUUGCGGGACUUGGUGUUAUAUCUUCAUAAAGACGAACACGGCUUCAGGCGCAGUCAAAUGUCGGAUAAUUUACACAAUGCCAUCAGGAUACACCACGCUUUGGCCACUAAAGCCACAGACUACACGAAAAAGCAGCAUGUAUUCAGAUUGCAGACAGCUGACCAGGCUGAAUACUUAUUUCAAACAAGUGACUCCAAAGAGCUGUGUUCGUGGGUGGAGACGAUAAACUUCGUGUGCGCGGCCUACUCGGCGGCCCCGCUGGCCGGCGCCGUCGGCUCGCAACGCAAGUUCCAGCGGCCGCUACUGCCCUGCACGCACACCAAGCUGUCCAUGCGAGACCAGUUGGCUGAGCAUGAGGAACGCGCGGCGAGGCUGGAGGAAGAGCUGGCGGCACUGCGGCACGCGCGGGACAACGCACCGCACGCGCGCGACAAGGAACAUUACCUCGUGUAUGAGAUAAAGAGGUACCGCACGUACGCGUACGUGAUGCGGUCGCGCGCGGGCGGCGCGGGCGCGGACGACGCGGCGCCCGCGCUGCCGGAGCGCGGGGGCGCGCUGGGCGCGGCUUGA